UAUUGAGCCUUCAUAUUUGAACCGACAAGAGAGCAUUCGAGGUAGUUUAAUACAGGUGAACCGAGAGCAAAGAAACACAAUGAAUGAAGGGAGCAACAGCCGGUUGGAACGGAUACUGGUCAUCGCACUGGUCGUCAUCUUCGGGAGCGGAGCAUGGGUCUCUGUAUCAGGAAUCUGGACCGAAUUACCAAUCCUGAUAGCAACUGGACUGCCCGAGAAAUAUCGGAUUACUUCCAUCGUGAAUAUUCUUAUUCAGUUUGCUGUAGUUGGAAUGAUAGCCUUCUUGAUCUGCAAUAAACUAUCGGCGUCUACACGCCUAUACCGACCAGAGAUUCCCGUCAACUACGCCAUCACCUUCAUGGGAACCAUAGCGACAUUCUUGCUGAUAUUCUUCUGGGACUCAAAGACAUACCUGUCUGGUCAACCCCACAGUGUGGCUUUCCUGUGUUUGGUGUUCUUUGUAGCUCUGGUUGAUAUCACGUCCAAUGUCACCUUUGUGGGAUUCAUGUCUCUCCUAAAACCAAACCUGUUGAAUUGGUUUUGGAUUGGUGAAGGCAUGAGUCACGUUCUCCCUGCCUUUGUUGUUCUUAUACAGCAAUCAGGAGGCAGUAAAGACACAUGCGUUGCUAAUUAUACCUUCAUCAACGAAACAAUGAUUGGGAAUUCAUCAGUUACGUAUAAUUGCACCUCUUGGCAAGAAGUGGUUCCUCAAUUUCUCUUCGAACCUGAUGAAUAUUUUAGCUUUCUAUUCGUGGUGAUGAUCUCAUGUCAUAUCGCGUUCAUUUGCCUGAAUACCUUGCCUUGCGCCAGACGGGAAUACACGCCUCAGCGAGACGGCCACCAUCUUAAAAGGGACGGAUGCGGUGGACUCUUCAAGUCUUUAUCUUCAGCUGAUGAGGAAACUGACCUCUUAAGGCUCACGCCAGUAGUCUCAUCGAAUGGAAAUGAUACCUCCAUCUCGAAUACAGAAAAUAACGACUCCAAUAACGAACUAACAGAAAAACAUCUCACCAAAAAGCAGGUAGCGUUUUUAUAUACCAUCUUCUUUCUCAAUUUUUUGAUGGCCUACGGCAUCAUGUCACCGAUUCUUGGCUAUUCGGGUAGUGCGUACGGUCAUGCUACCUUUCAACUGCUUGUGCCUCUGGAGCAGAUCGCCGUCGCCUUCGCCUAUUUUCUGUUUCUGUUGAAACCCAUCUACAGCUUCAAUGCCGUGGCCGUGUCCCUGGUCGUGGCGUUUUUCGGUUAUACAUAUGCCCUUGUGGUUGCCUCUACGAGUCCUUAUCCGCCGUUCGGUGGCCUCGUCGCUGGCAAAGUACUCAUUGUACUAAAUGCUGUGAUUACGAGUGUAUCGUCUAGAUACUGCCAUGCAUCUACUGUUUGGAUAUUACGUAAUAAUGCAGACGGUCGCAAGCACCUGAUCAUCUCCGGUGCCAUCGGCCAAGCCGGAGUGAUCCUGGGCUCCAGCACUAUGUUUAUCCUCAUCAAUUUCUACAACAUCUUUGAAGCAAACCAUGACAGCAAUACCUGCCCAACAAAUGCAACAUGCACCAUGAUAAUUUAAUCAUAUCCUUCACUCUGUUUUUGUUUUGAGUUUGUUUUCACUUUACGGAUGCAUAUAAGAACAUUAAUGUGCUUGGAUACGCUACUCAUCCCUAAGAAUAAGAAAAAACAAACAUCAAUGGGACGCAAUUGCAAUAACAAAUUCGUUCAUACCUACGUGAUAGGCAAUCCGACAUUUGCUCUGGGUUCCGUUUCAUUAGGGUUAGGUAAAGUGUUGUGUCGUGGUUUGAAAUGUAAGAAUCCGAUUAGUGUAGGAAAUUGAGGCGAAACAUAAGGGUAUGUAAAUUGGGGUCUUAAAGGAGUGCAUGGGCCGACUGCCCCCCCCCCAUUCCACUGGUGUCACUAAAGGCUCGUUUCUAUAUGAACAAGCCUUAAAGUAAAAACGAAACCAACAGACUUUAACUGAUAACCUUGUGAAAACUAAUGAGCCAAAUAACAAUAUUUUGAAAUUACUCAUAUUUGAUUACUUAAUUAGUAAGGAAAACGAUCUCUCCAAAGUUUGCAGUUUCUUUGCUAGUCAUACUCCCAUGGGAGCUGUCAUUUUGAUUAAAAUUGUGAUGUCAGAGUGGUACGGGAGAGUUCCGACUCCCUAACCUCCCC
Messenger RNA from Strongylocentrotus purpuratus (purple sea urchin), 2160 nucleotides. RefSeq names its product solute carrier family 52, riboflavin transporter, member 3. The transcript has 3 exons. NCBI's taxonomy places the organism in Eukaryota, Metazoa, Echinodermata, Echinoidea, Camarodonta, Strongylocentrotidae. Gene Ontology annotation, biological process: riboflavin transport. Gene Ontology annotation, molecular function: riboflavin transmembrane transporter activity. Bases 80 to 1561 code for a protein of 493 amino acids. The record is from RefSeq and is a predicted model, not a curated record. Gene Ontology annotation, cellular component: plasma membrane.